Molecule: messenger RNA, 2014 nt
Organism: Chanos chanos (milkfish)
Lineage: Eukaryota; Metazoa; Chordata; Actinopteri; Gonorynchiformes; Chanidae
Gene: slc52a3-1
Product: solute carrier family 52 member 3-1
Exons: 4
Coding region: 275-1624 (449 amino acids)
Biological process (GO): riboflavin transport
Cellular component (GO): plasma membrane
Molecular function (GO): riboflavin transmembrane transporter activity
Source: RefSeq, a predicted model, not a curated record
GAACUUUCUUACCACACGCACGUUCAAGGAGAAGCAAGCCAUUCAUGUGAGGUGGUCUUUCAGAUUGAAGGCACUAUAUCAAAUCAGUGAAAGCUGCUGCCUGCCUUGCAACCUAAACUUCAAAAGCGGUACAAACACAAACAGAGACGAAUUCAACACAUCAACAAAAGAUACAACGUUAGAAGACCUCUAAAGUACCAACAAAGACACCAAACUUCAGGCAUUUCUGAAGUCCUUUAGGGAUCUCGUUCUACCUUGGACUCAAUUUCCCAUCAUGCCUCUAUACAUCCAUGCACUGGCCUGUGCCUUUGGUCUUGGCUCCUGGGUGGCCAUUAAUGGCUUAUGGGUGGAACUUCCACUCAUUGUCAAUGUGCUUCCAGAGGGUUGGGACUUGCCUUCCUACCUGACGGUGAUAAUCCAGCUGGCUAAUCUUGGGCCUCUCCUUGUUACUCUGAUGCAUAAAUUGUGCCCGAGCCGACAGAGAGAGAAGUUGGUUAUCUAUGCAGUUUUAGUUAUUGGCGUGUCAGCCUGCCUCCUUCUAACUGCUUUCUGGAAGCGCACCACUGUGAUCCUGGGAGAGCUGCACAGCACGGCUUUCUUCAUCCUCACGUUCUUUCUGGCACUGGUGGACUGCACCUCUUCUGUCACAUUCAUGCCUUUCAUGAUGCAGUUGCCAGCCAAGUAUAUCACCACUUACUUCAUUGGUGAGGGUCUAAGUGGUUUUAUACCAGGACUUGUGGCAUUAGGGCAGGGUGUGGGCAUCUCUAAAUGUGUCAACGUCUCUCAAAGUUCCACCAACAUGAGCCAGCCUGGUGAAGAGAUCUAUGUAGUGGAGACACAGUACCUCCCACCAAAUUUCUCUCCAGAGAUCUUCUUCGUCUUCUUGGCAGUCAUGACGACCAUCAGCCUCGGAGCUUUUGCUGCCUUAAACAAAGUUCCUCGCACCUUUGAGCUCUCCACCGAGAACCUCGUGCAGGAGGCAGAUGUGGUUGCAACAGCUUGCGCUGGUUUGGAUAAUCCAGGGAUGAAUGAGUCAAAAACAAGCAAGGACGAUGAAGAAUCAGAGCCAGCGAAGCCUGUGUUGGUGAAAUCAAAGUACUCACUCUCUCAGAAAGCCUUCAUCUAUUUCAUGGUGGUGUGGGUGAACGGAGCUACCAAUGGGCUUCUGCCCUCUGUACAGACCUACUCCUGCAUGCCGUAUGGGAAUCUAGCCUAUCAUCUGUCAGCUGCCCUGGCAUCAGUGGCCAAUCCAAUUGCCUGCAUUAUUGCAAUGUUCCUCCCAAAACGUUCGUUAGUAUUCCUGGGCUUGUUGUGUUUAAUGGGAACUGGCUUUGGCGGCUACAACAUGGCUAUGGCGGCUAUGAGCCCUUGUCCGCUGCUCCAGGACUCACCAGUAGGGGACGUAAUUAUUGUUGUGUCAUGGAUAUUAUUCACUGGCUUACUGUCAUAUGUGAAGGUAAUGGUAGGUGUCAUUUUGAGGGAUGAAAGCCACAGCGCCCUCGUGUGGUGUGGCGCUGCAGCGCAAACUGGAUCGAUGGUGGGAUCGCUUGUCAUGUUUCCCCUUGUCAAUGUUUAUCACCUGUUCCAGUCAGGAGACAUCUGCAGCACUGUGUGCCCAUUGUGACACAUCUAACCACAGGUAGUAACAACUCUGCUUCGGGGGUGGAAGACUAUAUGCAAUUACAAGAUAUGGACUAUUAAUGCCAGCAAGAAUGACUUUGAGUUGCUGGUCAGCGCUGGCCAUUAUGCACUUAAGGGCACAAUUCACAGUGCAAGAGACACUCUUUGCAGUGCAAAGGUGAAAAAAAAUCUAGAUUCAUAAAUGGACCACAAAGCUUUCACGAGUACUAAAGGGCAAUCUGUGGGUAAUGAGUCUAAUGUUUAACACUGAUGCUGGGUCAUGAUGAUAGUUUACUAUACAAGUUCACAACGUUUAUUGUAUUGUUUAUGGAUCCAAUCACAGACGUGUUCAUUUUAUUGUUGUAUUUUCAUUAUAUUUCAGAAUAUAUUUCUC